CAAUAAAACGUCUGAGGAUCAUAUUCAGUGCAGGUCUGGUCGUGUCGCGGUAUAUCGUUGAAUGUUUACACGUUCAGUAACCGGCAUUACAUCUUUUGUUCUACAUCUUACUAAACUUAUAACUGAUACCCGUAAAAACUAAAAAUUAUUAAUAAAUUGACUAAUAAUGAGUGUUCGUUCACCAAAUAAAUUAUUGCCAAAGCCACUGAAUCAUCCUAAAGUAAAACUAAAAAACUUAAAGUGCAUUCAUUGUAACACGAAUUUUUUCGUCCGAGAUUUGAAUUCCAUAAAAGGAUCGCAGAGUCCAGUUUUGAUGGGAUGCGGGCACACAAUAUGCGCCCAUUGUUCGAGAGAAAAAAAACCAUGUCCUUCUUGUCAAUCUUCGGAUGAAUUUUCCGCUAAGCAGGCUGGCGAUGAUCCUAGUGAUGGCCCACAAUUUCCUUUGAACAUCUACGUCAUGGGAAUGAUGGCUGUUAACAAAUCGAGACCUGUUGGGUUCAAGUACAGAGACAGUCCAGAUUUUUCAUUUAAAAAAUCAUUCAAAGCUCAAGUUAAUGAUGCCAGCAAUCCAGAUCGUUGUCAUGAAUGCAAUGACGUCGCUUCGUCUAAAUGCUUGGGAUGUUUUAAUGCAUUUUUUUGUUGCAAUUGUUUUACUCAGAUACACCGACAUAAGAUAAAUCAAAGCCAUACAAAAGUUAUGAUCGAUGGACCAAAAAUAAAAACAGAGUCAUUACAAAUAACAUGCCCAGUACAUCCCCCAAAUCGGUUGAAAGAAUGGUGCAGCGACUGCAAGGAGUCUUGUUGCAACGACUGUAUCGUCGACAAACAUCGUACACAUUCGGCUGUGUCUUUUGAAUACAUCAAUAAAAUGCAGGAGCGAGAAUUCCAAGAUGUCUAUAGAAAAGUCGGGAAGAUGAUGGCGGAAGUACAGGAGGCGAAAAUGAAACUCAAAAAGGCGCUGACGGCCAUCGAUGAAAUUAAUAAUACGACAAACGUUGAGGCCGAGAUUAAUAGGCAUUUUGUUUUCCUACAUGGCGCAUUGCAAAUUAUUGAGGAACGCGUGAUAAAUGGAAUACACAAGGAGAGUUCUAGAGCUAAAAAUGCUGUACUGGAGAUUGAUAAAAAUUUACAGUCACUUGAUCAACAGUUGCAGUCUGCUAUCCUGAUGGCAGUAGAAGCCAAAGAGUAUUCGAAAAAUAUGAACCACCAAGUAGUCAUCGAAAAGUUGAGAAAACUUUUAUCUUAUCCCUGUCAUCUUGUUGAACACGAUGCUGCUGAACCGCAAAAAAUAUCAUUUUACACAAACACUGAACUGAUUGUCGAGGCGAUAAGGAAACACUGCAACGUCAUGAUUCCAUCAUCUGUUGAUGCAUACAAAUUGGUACCUCUUUCCGAAGUUGAUAAUACUCUCAAUAUCAAUGGCUUCGUCUAUUCUGAUGAUGUCCCAAAACUAUUCCAUGACCAAGCUGAUGAUUCUCCAGAAUUAUCUCCAUCUUCCUCGAUAGUAUCUGACAUAUCUAGAGCACAGUCUCCAGUGAUACAGUCAGAGACAGAAGACUCGGUGAUUGAUUCGGAAAUAUCGGCGAUUAAUUCAACAGUUGAUUCAUCGGCAGCUUCAAUGGCCAGUUUCCGCCAGACUGAAAGACAAAUAAGAAAUGGAACACAAGUGGAGAUAACGUAUAUUAAAAACCCGAAAUGUUUUUACGCGCGUUUGAAAAGUAAUGAAGAUAAAUUUAAACAGUUACAAAAAUUUAUGAAGAAAUAUGAUGAAAUUGAUGGGAUUGUACCGAAAGAUGUUCAUGAAGGUAGUUUAUACGUCAUAAGACGUAACAAAGAGCCCCGAUGGUAUCGCGGGCGUAUUCUUGAAGCACAAUUAGACCCCCCGUGCUUCUACCCAAUUUUCGAAGUCUUUGCAAUUGAUUACGGCUUCACUGACAAAAAAGUUUCCAUCGCUAAUAUACGACUGCUGUAUGAAAAUUUAUCUGACAUCCCGCCUCUGGUUAAUCAGCACUCGCUGUAUGACAUCGAGCCGUUUGACGGCACGUGGUCCGAAGAGUGCGCUCUUCAUAUGGAAGAAAUAAUUCAAUCAGCUGACAAUUUGCCGACACUCUACAUGACUAAAUUUGGCUGCGAAGAUUUAAUAAUACCAGUAAGUCCAACUACAUUUCCACUGUCGCUGCGCGAUGCUCUGAUAUUUCUGGGUUACGGUAAAUUCCUCUCUACUGAAAAGUUAUUCAGAAUAAAUCCAAAAGCUUCCAAUGCAUUUCAUCACGAAAUUUUGGCAACUGAUCAGUACUUUGACGCAGUUUAUUUGAAUUCUUAUUCACCUGAUUGUAUUUACGUACGUAAAGCUUCGCACAACGAAAAAUAUUUCCAAAAUAUGGUAGAAAUAAUGACUGAAGAUUACAAAAGUACUAAAAAAAUCAAAGGACUCAUCUACAGUCCAGAGACUGGAAUGCAUGUUGCGGCUCCGCACAACAAAUUGUGGUACCGCGGCAUCGUAGUAGACAUCGUCGGUAUCAGGACUAUCCAAGUCUUGCUGGUGGACCUCGGGGUAAAUGUCAUUCUGGACUACACCAAAAUCCGCCGUCUUGAUUCCCGAUACACUCAAUCCACAAUACGGGCUAUCAAACUCCGGCUAAAAGAUGUCACGGCGAUCGAUCCGACAGAAGACUGGCCGCUAGAAGCGAAUACCGGGAUCGUAAAGUUUAUGAACUCCGGCAACAUUCGUGUGGUUGUCUAUGAAAAAAAUGUAUUUGACAACUUUCCCGAAUAUUCAGCCUCGAUAAUCAACAAACAACGACUAUCACUUGUCCACUAUCUGGAACAUCUGAGUCUUGUCAAGCGCACUGCACCUGCCGGGAUGCUGGAAAAAAUGGAGAGCUACUUCAAAGAGAUUGGCGACAAGACUACUAAAGCUAGUAAAAAUAAAAAAAAGAAAUCACAUGAUAAGACUGAUAAAAAAAUUAACUCGGCUUCAAAUCUGUCCUCGAUGACAAACAAGUCUGGACAGAAGCUUCGCAAUCAUGUCAGAGAGGAAGAUCCCUACAAAAUGAGCGUAAAAAUAACUUUGGUACAGUCACCAGACGAGAUUUAUAUCACGCCUGCGGACAUGGAGUUCUGUAUCGAUGACAUCCACAAGCAAAUGCAGUUUUUCUAUAACAAUCAUCAUACAGACGAUCAAAUUGAACUGGUAGAAGACACCGUCUGCGUGGUCUUCGACGAGCACCUGAAAUUGUACUUCAGAGCCAAGAUUGUCAAAAUAAAAUCCCUCUCUGAGGUGAUGGUUUUCCUCCUAGACGUGGGAGAGACUAUGACAGUGUCCUCAGACAAGCUCAAGACUCUAGCGGAUUCGCUGUACGAAAUACCGGCUUACGUUGUUAAAGUAAAGCUGGGAGGAAUUUUACCUUGCGGAGGAUCAUCGUCGUGGCCUUUGGCCUCUAUCCAGGCGCUGCGGGAGAUCUUGGAACGAAACGGGGAGUUCUGGAUCAGCAAAGUCGGUGAAAUUGAGACAGACGCGAUCGUCGUGGACAUGUACAUCCGGGAGGCGGUCAGUGAAAGCGCACUAGGACCCACUGUCAUGGAAACAAAUCUAGUUAACCGGAUGCUGGUUGAUCUAGGUCUCGCUUUGCCUGUAAAAGGUUUCAAUAACCAGAAACUGAAGGUACUCGCUGCGGAGCUGCAGCACGAGAUCACUGCGAGCAACGAUUUCGCCGGGUCUUCACGUGCCGAGAGUGAGACCAAUGACGAUGACAAGGAUCUUGAUGAUGAUGAUGAAGAUGAAGAGAUCGAGGACACCAAGUCUGAGGACAGCGACAAGACCAUCCAAGAAGAUCCAGAAGACCCAGAGUUCCUGGACCCGCCUUUCAAUAUGUCCGAGUCAUUACCCAAAGACAUUCCUAAAUGGAAGGAAGCAGUGUCUAUUGAUACCCCAGAUCCUUUCUUCGCGAAGGUGACUUACAUUGACUGGGACGGCUAUCUCUAUCUCCACUCUGUCGAAAAGAGUGAAUACCAGUUGCAGUGGAUCGAGAAGACCCUCGACGCCCAGUACUCAAACUCUCAGCCAUCUGACGUAGUCUGGAGUCCAGGCGACAUGUGCAUCACCCAGUUCAUGGGAGUCUGGUCUCGUGCUGUGGUCCAUCGCGUUGACAAAAAAAUAGCCGUCGAGUAUAUAGACUACGGCAACAUGGACUGGCAGGAUCCAAAGCUGCUCCGCAAGGAACUGAUGCUCGAGAACAUUCCCCGGCAAGCGACUCGCUGCAGAGUCUACGACAUGGUUCCCAAUACUCCAUCUGAAAUGUGGCGCAGAGAAGACCUCCAGAAAUUACACGCUUUGCUAGUAGACAAAGUCUGCAGGGUAACAAUUGUCGCUAGCUCACCUGAGUUUUUAAUUACCGUUGAUUUACUGCAGCCGGAGGAGUGCCAUCUUGCAAGAUACGUCCAGGAAAAAGGUCUCAUUACUUUAAAGAGAGUUUUGAUGGAGAAUCUUGACGAGGACUUGGCUGGUGAAGAACAAGUUAGAAUUUGCAGAGUAGCAAAUGGAGUUGGAAGUAUCAAGACGAAUGUCAAUGGCAAUGGCAACUGCAGUGACGUAGAUUUCAGUUCUGACAACGGCUCUGACAUAGACGUCGUCAUCUUGGAAGACCUAGACAACGAAACGACGGAAAUAGACGACGAUGAAGAAUCCUGUGUCGCAGAUUCGAAUCUAGGAUCAAAGUCAUCAAGAUUCUCUUGCACUAUUGAAGAACUUGCACUUCAUGGUCUACCUCGGGAGAAUCUUAUCACCACCGAUGGUCUGCAGCGGUACCCCAGGUACAUUUUCCCUUCAGACUUAAAAGUCUUCAAUGCGGCACUCGGUCACGUCGACGCUUCGCAACCCAAUAUCGUGUACCUGCACCCAGCUAAGAAUAGUGACUGCAAGCUGCUGAAGUUCCUGAGUUCCAAGUACUCUAAAUUGAGACAUGUGAUGGGAACCGAUGGAUACAAAUGCCCCGAGAUGCAGUUCUAUGACGUAGGGGAUCCUUGCAUCGCUAUUUACUCAAAGGACAAUGACUGGUACCGCUGCACGAUUCUCACCGAGCCCAUCAGCGAUGGGUCAAUCCAGGUCGAGUACGUAGACUGGGGCACCGUAGACUGGGUUCGCGCUGACGAGAUACGUCAGAUCCAUCCCGACUGGAUCUCGCUUCCGAUCAUGGCGAUUAAAUGCAGACUCUGGAACACUCUGCCCACUAAAAAGUCAGCAUUUUGCAGAGAGUGGCUUACCAAAGACUCUGACCACAUUACCCAAGUGGUCCGCGUCAAAGGACGAGAGAAUGAUCAUUUAGUGGUCCAACUUUACCAAAAAUUCGGUGAUGACCAACCGCCUGCUGAUACUCUUUUCUAUCAGCCGCUUAUUGACGGCGAGUAUUUCAAAGCCAACGUCAAAGACUUCUACUAAUUUUCUUACAGCUUACAUUUAUUUUUUUAAUUUACUAAUAAUUAAUAAUCAUUUACUGAUACUCAUUAUCUACUCAUUAGUACAGCCAAUUAAAAAAAAAUGACAAAAAUUUAUUUAAACGCUUGCUGCGCAGUCGUUAAUUCGACCGCCGAAUUUGAAAGUUUAAAAAAUUUUAUUUUCAUUUAAAGUUUGAAUAUUUUAUUUUUCUUCAUUAAAGUUUGUAAUGAAAGUUUAAAUUUUUUGUUUUUAAAUAUUUACGCGGUUGAUUUAAAGUUUAAAUAAAAGUAUUUUUCUACCAAAUAUUAGUGUAGAUUAAUAAUUAAUAAAUAAAUAAAUAUAUUCUUUUUUUAUUAUCUAAUAAUUAUGUUAAAUACUUGUCAGUUUAUAAUUAAAAGUUGCUCUUAAUUAAUUAUUUAAAUUUUUUU
This is a messenger RNA of Microplitis demolitor, 5862 nucleotides long. It is a transcript of the gene qin, whose product is annotated as RING finger protein 17. The coding region runs from base 167 to 5437 and encodes 1756 amino acids. Gene Ontology annotation, molecular function: zinc ion binding. The transcript has 15 exons. The record is from RefSeq and is a predicted model, not a curated record. NCBI's taxonomy places the organism in Eukaryota, Metazoa, Arthropoda, Insecta, Hymenoptera, Braconidae.